AUGGCAGUGCCAUUGGGUUUUCGCCGAACGCGCUUAUCGCUUCUUUUUCUAUGUUGCCUAGCUUUAUACUUUCAGAGUAAGGCGUUGGUUAAAGUUUGGAACAACGAUGUGCCGAACUUGGACACCAUACUUGGAUCAAAUCCUUGGCUAUUCAACGACCAAAGUCAAAAGUCCACUUUAUCCCUCCACGAAGCUGGAGUCAGCCGAGGGAAUACAAGGAACGCUAGACACAAGACUACCAACGUAAUAAAUUCACCAUUCGUCGCAGGCACGACCACAUCUAGUCAAGCGGCGAGCGUAAUCGAAUCACUGUUGCUCACAGAUCAAGGCUUUGGCGCGUGUUUGAUAAUGAAAGACGACAAUCAUUGGCUGAUCGAAUGGAUUGCCUACCACUACCACGUCUUGCCUUUAAAGCAUUUAAUUGUGUUGCGCGAUCCGCGAAGUCUCACACCGUCCCAGCACAUCUUUGACCGUUGGAAUCAAACCUAUUUGGAAAUAGAGGAAUGGCAGGACUCUCGCGUCACUCCGAUUUCUGUGUACGAGCGAGGUACCAAGAAGAAAAAAACGGAUCUUCAGUACCAUUUGACGCGACAGCGCUUCUUUUACUCCAAAUGUUUGAAACAUCUGAAGCAGGAGCAAACGGUGCAAUGGGUAUUGCUGACAGAUACAGACGAGUUUGUGCGUGUGAAUUCUUUGUUGUAUCCACUGUCGGCUUCCGUGUUGCAACAACGGGGCCACGUGAGUGCAUUUUUGGCCCAGCGAAAAGUGCAGGAUCCGUGUUUACAGAUGCCCCGCAUCCAAGUGUCUUCGAUACGAGCUAGUGAGAGUAGUAUCAAUGACCAAGGAAAAAUCGAUGCGUGGAAACGGGCUGAAUCUAUUGAGGGGCUGAAUGCGUCUGAUUUCCUGACGUAUCAAUGGCUCGUUCACAACAACCAGGCAAUGUCAGUGGGGAAGAGCACAAUGUACUUGCCUACGCUGAAAACGAAUGACAUUCCGUCUUUGGCAGAUUCAGUGCAUCGUAUUGUGUCGAGUGUGUGUCCGGAGCACUCUGAGUCGUUGCUGAACAGCACGAGAUCGUAUCUUUCCGUGAUGCACUAUCUCGGAACUUACGAACAGUUUAGCUACCGGACUGAUCCUCGAGACUAUGACGCAAAAGAUGCCGAACGACCUCAAAGAGAGUUUCAGCAUUUGAAAAGCGCCUCAGUUAAGAGUCGUGUUGAUACCUGGUACCAUCGAGGUCGGAAGCCUGCAGCGUCCACAUUGGAUGUGGGCAUGACGCACUGGCUGCCUGGGCUGGUGGAGACAGUGGGCUUGUACGAGGUAAAGAAACUACUGGAAAAUGUGGGCGUUUUGGAGUCGAUUCCAGUAGAAACAUCACAACACAACAAAUCGAAGCGGCAACCAGAAAUUGAUGUGGAGGAAGAAGUAUUUUCUGCGUGUCUGCUGACAAAGGACGACAAUCACUGGCUGAUUGAGUGGCUAGCGUAUCACUACUACGUUUUCAAACUACGAAGGCUCACUGUGGUGCGUGAUCCGACUAGUCGAACUUCGAUUGAGGCUAUUUUGGAUCGCUGGAAGGAUCGCAUGUCUAUCUCUGUGUGGAACGAUGAGCAAUUCGUUCCUAGUUGGAUCCUACAAAAGCACAAAACGAGAGGAAUCAGUGAUACGUUGCUCCACCGUUACCGGCAGCAGUUCUUUUACAGUUCAUGCAUGAAAGACUUUAAGCAACGGGAUCGGAGCUGGCUAGCUCUGGUAGAUACUGACGAGAUCCUGCGGCCAAAUCCGUACGUCCUGACAGCCCCGAUAGAUUUGAAAGUGGAGGGUAUUGGCUUGACACUGCUUGAAGAGCAACAAAAGAAGCGAGCUAUGAGGGCUGAAGACGGACCUCUGAAGUGCAUACAUGUGCCACGACUGCAGAUAGUGUCGACGGAAGCGAAUGCUUCCACUGUCAGCUCGGAUAUUCCACUGGGAUUGAACGGGUCGGACUUUCUCACCACGCGGUGGUUGUACCACAACAACCGCGAAAUAUCGAUGGGCAAUAACUUGGACGGCAAGAGCGUUUUCAAUCUUCAGUGGUUGGAUGAAUCUGCAAUUCCCAAAAGAGCGGCGAAUGCUCAUUAUAUCAUUCCGGGUGUGUGUCCGGAGACGUCAGGUGACCGGCUCGACCACCCUGAUAGUUGGCUGUUGAUUCACCACUACUUGGGUUCUUUAGAGCAGUUUGUAUCUCGAGACGACCCCCGGAACAGCAUAGAGGGACGUCCGAAGCGAGAUGCAAGUCUGUGGCGGCAAACGGGUCAGAGUCCUGCAGCAGACACGUUUGACGAUUCGUUACGGUCCUGGCUGACUGGGUUUGUAGAAUCGGUAGGCUACGUCGAUGCUAAGCGGCUGUUGGCGGGAGUGGGACAAGUGGAGGAGUUGAGUCCAAUGACAGCGUAGCAUUCCGGACAGUGCAUGGCAUACUCCAGGUCUUUUUGACAGCUUUGAGAACUGUCUUGCUGAUUCGCCUGAACCUUGGUUUCAUCAUCAUUUUGGUGUCGAUAGUCGUAGGUGGCAAAGUUUGUUAUCAGGAGAUUUUUUCGCAGGAGUCACAUACUACUGGCCUCACUCUCAAGCGGUAUGUGUCGUAGAUACUGAGAGUAUUUCUCCGCCAGUCAAGGCUUUUGUCGCCAAUAGGUCCUGUGUUGAUGGCAGAAAACUUUCAUGGCGGCUCGACCGUGGUCACUCCGUGUCUUUGUGAUAGGCGUUUCGGCUGCAUGAUAUGGUACAAAAAGGUCUUCCUCACAUCACUGUCAUUGGCAAUCACUGUCAUCUUUCAUUCAAAGUAGAUCGAACAGUAUAUUUCCAUUAC
Molecule: messenger RNA, 2848 nt
Organism: Phaeodactylum tricornutum CCAP 1055/1
Lineage: Eukaryota; Bacillariophyta; Bacillariophyceae; Surirellales; Neidiaceae
Exons: 1
Coding region: 1-2436 (811 amino acids)
Source: RefSeq, a predicted model, not a curated record